AUGAACAUACCGCCAUGUCGUUUGGUUAUCUUAGCAGCCAUCGUUUCGUUCUGUGCCAAUUGGUCGUUUGCGUUCCAGGUAAUUCGGAAAAAAGUGGAAAAACUUGAUCAUUGAACACAAACAGUUUUUUUGAUGGGGAGCAAAGAACAAUCGAUGUACGAAUGUUUUCAGAUCACCUAUGUGAACACAUCUGUUGACACAUUCUACAAACUGGCCAGGACGGCGUACAAGGAAGUGAGACAAUGCUCCACAUGUCAAUUGCCAGAAACUCAAUGGCUUUCUCAGUGGAGUGUGGUCGUCAGCAUGUUUUAUCCCGGAACGAUUCUAGGAUUCCUCGCCGUGAGCACUUACCGAGCAGACUCUGACUUCUGACAACAUCUAAAUAUUGCAGGUACCCCUUAUGACAAAGUGGAUUGGAGUCAAACGGUCACAAGGCAUCAUGUGCAUCGCAGCUACCAUCGGAGUCGCCGUCCAUUUCCUUGCCCUAUCUUUCCUUUCCUUGGGUAAACAACAAAAGUUGUAAUUGCAUGUGUGUUUGUGUUGUUUUUUGCAGGAGAAAUCACUUACACAACAAUACUAUCAAUCGGGCGGCUGAUGAUUGGCCUGCAGGCUGGAAGUUCUCUGUGUUUGCUGCCUCUGUACAUAAUCGAGAUCAGUCCGCCAUAUUAUAGAUCCUUCCUGAACAACUUUCAGGUUGGAAUCUUGAACCGAACCAUUAGAAAAAUUAAUUUUAUUCAUUUCAGCAAGUAUCGCAGUCCUUUGCCACUCUUCUCGGACUUGUACUCGGAUCCGAGGAGAUCCUUCCAUUGGGAAACGCGAGAUUCGUGAUUAUGCAGAUAGUCGCAGUCGUUCCCAUCCUUUUUCUACUGUUUCUUCUCGUCAUCACACCUCAGACGCCGACUUAUUUAAGUCAAUUCCAUCCAGAGUGUAUACACGAAGGUUGGAAUGAUAGAUCUAUAACUGUUGACACAUUACUCAACUUAGUGCCUUUGCAGCCAUACAUUCUCAACUCUUUUACCACGGCACCGAGAGAUCGAACUCUUACAAACCGCUCAUAUCGAACUAUGAAAUGAUGGAAAGCAAUAACAAUUUGAAGUAUGCGAGCUAUGGGUAAACAGAGCAAUGCUAAAAGUGUAUGAUAUACUUAAAUUCCAGGAAAUCCUGGAAAGAUUCCUUCAAAGGUUUCCUGAUCGGAGCUGUUGUGGCUGCUUCGUACGCGUUCACCGGAGACGACUUGAUUGAUACAUUUUCUGCGAACAUGCUGAUUGUAUGUUUGCAUCCUGAUCUGGUCUGAUCAAAAUACCGUUUUUUUUUUCUGUUUCAGGGAGACUCCAACGGACUGAAACAGACUCACCAAUCCACCGACACGUUCACAGUUUUGGUCUCCGAUGCCUUGGGACUUGUUCUUUUUUCGGCUUCAAUUAUUGGCAUUUUUUUGGUAGGACUCUUGAAAAUUGACACGCAAUGAGAAUGUUCUAGGCGGAUCGCUACGGAAGACGUAAACUGGUACUUCUCGGGCUCUUUGGAACAUGCGUUGCAAACAUUGGCGCCGUGGUAUUUACAUCAAACAAGGUGGUUGUGUCACUCUGUUUUGCGGCCACCAAAACGUUCAUUGGAAUGGGAUGCGGUGGUCCUGCAUGGUUCUUGACUUCGGAACUUGUCGACCCCGACUACGCGUGGAUUUUCCAACCAAUGUCUACCGGAAUUCUGCUUUCUUCAACCAUGGUUUUAACAUUUUUCUAUUUGAGUGUGGAUGCCCUCAUCGGAAGUUACAGGUUUGCUUGUUAAUCUGAUUGCAAGAGAACUGACUAAUUUUCAUUGCAGCCUUCUGAUUAUGGCAGCCGGGCCCGCGUUGGUAGCUGCCAUUCUCAUCUACCUGUACCUGCCAGAGACGAAAGGGAGAUCGAGUGAAGAGGUGAGUGAAUGCCGUCAAGUGGCGUGUCUAGCAGGAAAUUUCCGUCUAGCCGUGACCUCCCGCCACGGAAAAUGAGAAAAUGACAUCUUCAAUAUGUAGUAUGCUUCAUUAGAAUACUCAUGAACAAACAGCGCAAGUUUAAUUUCAUUCAAUGUUUUCGAAGCGGGUCUAUUAUUCUUUGUUAUCAACAGCAGCCCAAAAUUGUAACAAAAAACGGCAUGGCCGCUAUCUGUCAAAACACGAAUGGGUUUAACUAUGUCUUCCGACACUCUAUUAGUCAUUAACUCGCGAUAAGCAUAAAAAUGUCAUUAGGGAGCGGAAAGAAAAAAGGAAACGAAUCUUGCCCCGUUUUUGCAUCUAGCAAGUUCAUCGAUAAAGCCACUUCCUCAAAUUUUGUUUCCUCCUUCACUUAUUCACUUUUUUCAGAUACAACACAUGCUGAAUUCGACAACUUUCAGCGGAAUUCGCUCUGCUAAGAACAGUUCAGCGGACAUGUACGGAACAUUUGACGACGGUGGAAUUUUCUAA
Molecule: messenger RNA, 2443 nt
Organism: Caenorhabditis sp. 36 PRJEB53466
Lineage: Eukaryota; Metazoa; Nematoda; Chromadorea; Rhabditida; Rhabditidae
Source: the annotation of a GenBank genome assembly